Messenger RNA from Pan troglodytes (chimpanzee), 6032 nucleotides. RefSeq lists its product as uncharacterized. NCBI's taxonomy places the organism in Eukaryota, Metazoa, Chordata, Mammalia, Primates, Hominidae. The transcript has 33 exons. Gene Ontology annotation, cellular component: MutLalpha complex. Gene Ontology annotation, biological process: mismatch repair; somatic hypermutation of immunoglobulin genes. Gene Ontology annotation, molecular function: ATP-dependent DNA damage sensor activity; ATP hydrolysis activity. The record is from RefSeq and is a predicted model, not a curated record. The coding region runs from base 208 to 4599 and encodes 1463 amino acids.
GACCCUGCUGCCGGCGUUCGGAAAAAAACGCAGUCCGGUGUGCUCUGAUUGGUCCAGGCUCUUUGACGUCACGGACUCGACCUUUGACAGAGCCACUAGGCGAAAAGGAGAGACGGGAAGUAUUUUUUCCGCCCCGCCUGGAAAGGGUGGAGCACAACGUCGAAAGCAGCCGUUGGGAGCCCAGGAGGCGGGGCGCCUGUGGGAGCCAUGGAGGGAACUUUCCCAGUCUCCGAGGCGGAUCCGGUGUUGCAUCCUUGGAGCGAGCUGAGAGCUCGAGGUGAGCUGGGCUCGCGGUCGCCCCUCUCGCGCGCCCUCUUUGAGAACCAUGGCGUCCAACCUCCCUGGAAAUGGGGGGAACAUGGCCGAGGCGCGUGGCGAGGCCGCCUCGUGGAGGCCCCGGAGCGGCAUCCUCAGCGCCCCAGCGAUCCGGUGCCCAUUAGUACAGAACCUGCUAAGGCCAUCAAACCUAUUGAUCGGAAGUCAGUCCAUCAGAUUUGCUCUGGGCCGGUGGUACUGAGUCUAAGCACUGCGGUGAAGGAGUUAGUAGAAAACAGUCUGGAUGCUGGUGCCACUAAUAUUGAUCUAAAGCUUAAGGACUAUGGAGUGGAUCUCAUUGAAGUUUCAGGCAAUGGAUGUGGGGUAGAAGAAGAAAAGUUCGAAGGCUUAACUCUGAAACAUCACACAUCUAAGAUUCAAGAGUUUGCCGACGUACCUCAGGUUGAAACUUUUGGCUUUCGGGGGGAAGCUCUGAGCUCACUUUGUGCACUGAGCGAUGUCACCAUUUCUACCUGCCACGUAUCGGCGAAGGUUGGGACUCGACUGGUGUUUGAUCACGAUGGGAAAAUCAUCCAGAAAACCCCCUACCCCCACCCCAGAGGGAUGACAGUCAGCGUGAAGCAGUUAUUUUCUACGCUACCUCUGCACCAUAAAGAAUUUCAAAGGAAUAUUAAGAAGAAACGUGCCUGCUUCCCCUUCGCCUUCUGCCGUGAUUGUCAGUUUCUUGAGGCCUCCCCAGCCAUGCUUCCUGUACAGCCUGCAGAACUCGAUGUCACCAUUUCUACCUGCCACGUAUCGGCGAAGGUUGGGACUCGACUGGUGUUUGAUCACGAUGGGAAAAUCAUCCAGAAAACCCCCUACCCCCACCCCAGAGGGACCACAGUCAGCGUGAAGCAGUUAUUUUCUACGCUACCUGUGCGCCAUAAGGAAUUUCAAAGGAAUAUUAAGAAGAAACGUGCCUGCUUCCCCUUCGCCUUCUGCCGUGAUUGUCAGUUUCUUGAGGCCUCCCCAGCCAUGCUUCCUGUACAGCCUGCAGAACUCGAUGUCACCAUUUCUACCUGCCACGUAUCGGCGAAGGUUGGGACUCGACUGGUGUUUGAUCACGAUGGGAAAAUCAUCCAGAAAACCCCCUACCCCCACCCCAGAAGGACCACAGUCAGCGUGAAGCAGUUAUUUUCUACGCUACCUGUGCGCCAUAAGGAAUUUCAAAGGAAUAUUAAGAAGAAACGUGCCUGCUUCCCCUUCGCCUUCUGCCGUGAUUGUCAGUUUCUUGAGGCCUCCCCAGCCAUGCUUCCUGUACAGCCUGCAGAACUCGAUGUCACCAUUUCUACCUGCCACGUAUCGGCGAAGGUUGGGACUCGACUGGUGUUUGAUCACGAUGGGAAAAUCAUCCAGAAAACCCCCUACCCCCACCCCAGAGGGACCACAGUCAGCGUGAAGCAGUUAUUUUCUACGCUACCUGUGCGCCAUAAGGAAUUUCAAAGGAAUAUUAAGAAGAAACGUGCCUGCUUCCCCUUCGCCUUCUGCCGUGAUUGUCAGUUUCUUGAGGCCUCCCCAGCCAUGCUUCCUGUACAGCCUGCAGAACUCGAUGUCACCAUUUCUACCUGCCACGUAUCGGCGAAGGUUGGGACUCGACUGGUGUUUGAUCACGAUGGGAAAAUCAUCCAGAAAACCCCCUACCCCCACCCCAGAGGGACCACAGUCAGCGUGAAGCAGUUAUUUUCUACGCUACCUGUGCGCCAUAAGGAAUUUCAAAGGAAUAUUAAGAAGAAACGUGCCUGCUUCCCCUUCGCCUUCUGCCGUGAUUGUCAGUUUCUUGAGGCCUCCCCAGCCAUGCUUCCUGUACAGCCUGCAGAACUCGAUGUCACCAUUUCUACCUGCCACGUAUCGGCGAAGGUUGGGACUCGACUGGUGUUUGAUCACGAUGGGAAAAUCAUCCAGAAAACCCCCUACCCCCACCCCAGAGGGACCACAGUCAGCGUGAAGCAGUUAUUUUCUACGCUACCUGUGCGCCAUAAGGAAUUUCAAAGGAAUAUUAAGAAGAAACGUGCCUGCUUCCCCUUCGCCUUCUGCCGUGAUUGUCAGUUUCUUGAGGCCUCCCCAGCCAUGCUUCCUGUACAGCCUGCAGAACUCGAUGUCACCAUUUCUACCUGCCACGUAUCGGCGAAGGUUGGGACUCGACUGGUGUUUGAUCACGAUGGGAAAAUCAUCCAGAAAACCCCCUACCCCCACCCCAGAGGGACCACAGUCAGCGUGAAGCAGUUAUUUUCUACGCUACCUGUGCGCCAUAAGGAAUUUCAAAGGAAUAUUAAGAAGAAACGUGCCUGCUUCCCCUUCGCCUUCUGCCGUGAUUGUCAGUUUCUUGAGGCCUCCCCAGCCAUGCUUCCUGUACAGCCUGCAGAACUCGAUGUCACCAUUUCUACCUGCCACGUAUCGGCGAAGGUUGGGACUCGACUGGUGUUUGAUCACGAUGGGAAAAUCAUCCAGAAAACCCCCUACCCCCACCCCAGAGGGACCACAGUCAGCGUGAAGCAGUUAUUUUCUACGCUACCUGUGCGCCAUAAGGAAUUUCAAAGGAAUAUUAAGAAGAAACGUGCCUGCUUCCCCUUCGCCUUCUGCCGUGAUUGUCAGUUUCUUGAGGCCUCCCCAGCCAUGCUUCCUGUACAGCCUGCAGAACUCGAUGUCACCAUUUCUACCUGCCACGUAUCGGCGAAGGUUGGGACUCGACUGGUGUUUGAUCACGAUGGGAAAAUCAUCCAGAAAACCCCCUACCCCCACCCCAGAGGGACCACAGUCAGCGUGAAGCAGUUAUUUUCUACGCUACCUGUGCGCCAUAAGGAAUUUCAAAGGAAUAUUAAGAAGAAACGUGCCUGCUUCCCCUUCGCCUUCUGCCGUGAUUGUCAGUUUCUUGAGGCCUCCCCAGCCAUGCUUCCUGUACAGCCUGCAGAACUCGAUGUCACCAUUUCUACCUGCCACGUAUCGGCGAAGGUUGGGACUCGACUGGUGUUUGAUCACGAUGGGAAAAUCAUCCAGAAAACCCCCUACCCCCACCCCAGAGGGACCACAGUCAGCGUGAAGCAGUUAUUUUCUACGCUACCUGUGCGCCAUAAGGAAUUUCAAAGGAAUAUUAAGAAGAAACGUGCCUGCUUCCCCUUCGCCUUCUGCCGUGAUUGUCAGUUUCUUGAGGCCUCCCCAGCCAUGCUUCCUGUACAGCCUGCAGAACUCGAUGUCACCAUUUCUACCUGCCACGUAUCGGCGAAGGUUGGGACUCGACUGGUGUUUGAUCACGAUGGGAAAAUCAUCCAGAAAACCCCCUACCCCCACCCCAGAGGGACCACAGUCAGCGUGAAGCAGUUAUUUUCUACGCUACCUGUGCGCCAUAAGGAAUUUCAAAGGAAUAUUAAGAAGAAACGUGCCUGCUUCCCCUUCGCCUUCUGCCGUGAUUGUCAGUUUCUUGAGGCCUCCCCAGCCAUGCUUCCUGUACAGCCUGCAGAACUCGAUGUCACCAUUUCUACCUGCCACGUAUCGGCGAAGGUUGGGACUCGACUGGUGUUUGAUCACGAUGGGAAAAUCAUCCAGAAAACCCCCUACCCCCACCCCAGAGGGACCACAGUCAGCGUGAAGCAGUUAUUUUCUACGCUACCUGUGCGCCAUAAGGAAUUUCAAAGGAAUAUUAAGAAGAAACGUGCCUGCUUCCCCUUCGCCUUCUGCCGUGAUUGUCAGUUUCUUGAGGCCUCCCCAGCCAUGCUUCCUGUACAGCCUGCAGAACUCGAUGUCACCAUUUCUACCUGCCACGUAUCGGCGAAGGUUGGGACUCGACUGGUGUUUGAUCACGAUGGGAAAAUCAUCCAGAAAACCCCCUACCCCCACCCCAGAGGGACCACAGUCAGCGUGAAGCAGUUAUUUUCUACGCUACCUGUGCGCCAUAAGGAAUUUCAAAGGAAUAUUAAGAAGAAACGUGCCUGCUUCCCCUUCGCCUUCUGCCGUGAUUGUCAGUUUCUUGAGGCCUCCCCAGCCAUGCUUCCUGUACAGCCUGCAGAACUCGAUGUCACCAUUUCUACCUGCCACGUAUCGGCGAAGGUUGGGACUCGACUGGUGUUUGAUCACGAUGGGAAAAUCAUCCAGAAAACCCCCUACCCCCACCCCAGAGGGACCACAGUCAGCGUGAAGCAGUUAUUUUCUACGCUACCUGUGCGCCAUAAGGAAUUUCAAAGGAAUAUUAAGAAGAAACGUGCCUGCUUCCCCUUCACCUUCUGCCGUGAUUGUCAGUUUCUUGAGGCCUCCCCAGCCAUGCUUCCUGUACAGCCUGCAGAACUGAUGUAACUGGAGAGCUACGGGCAUGCAGAAGUUGGAAGAUGAGGGAAGGCAUCACAGAGGCUGUGGGAUGAACCGACUUCAAGGAAUGGGUGCUUCCCUUCAGAACCACGUGUGUGGGACACCCAGACAGAAAACACAAAUGCAAAGUCAAGUGGAGGGCAUUUGGAAGGAGCAGUGAAGCCAAGCCAGGAAACACCAAGAUGGCGAGCCAGUGUGGUUGUAGAGAUUGUAGAGAGGGUGGAAUUGGCACUGUGGACCCUGGCCUCGAUAGAGAAAGACAUCAGGUAAGGAAGUUGCUCAGGUGGGCGGUGAGGUUGUCGUGCUUUGGAAAGAUGUUCAGGCUGCACUAGGAAGCCCCUUGGCUUGGGGAGAGACUCCAGGAAACCCCAGCAGGGAGCAUUUGACAGUGGAUUCGAGUGAUGCAAGGGGGACCUGGACUGUGACCUCUGUCACGGGAACCCAGAGGAGGUUGAUGGCUUUUGCGGUUGAUGUGGGAAGGAGAGAGAGAGAAGAACCGGAAACGUCUGCUUGCUGGGGGAAGUGUCAUGUCCGCUCCUCCGCUCCUUUUCUUCUCCCCUUAGGAGCGGUUCAUGGUUCCUUUUGUUUUUUGUUCUUUUUUUUUUUUUUUUUGAGACGGAGUCUCAUUCUGUCGCCCAGGCUGGAGUGCAGUGGUGCGAUCUCGGCUCACUGCAAGCUCCGCCUCCCAGGUUCAUGCCAUUCUCCUCCCUCAGCCUCCCGAGUAGCUGGGACUACAGGCGCCCGCCACCACACCCGGCUAAUUUUUGUAUUUUUUUUUUUUUAAGUGGAGACAGGGUUUCACCAUGUUAGCCAGGAUGGUCUCGCUCUCCUGACCUUGUGAUCCGCCCACCUCGGCCUCCCAAACUGUUGAGAUUACAGGCGUGAGCCACCGCACCUGGCCUGUUUUACUCUUUUAUUUGUACACUGGCAUUGGAGUUUGUUUUGUUUGCCUGUUUUUUUUUUUUUUUUUGAAAAAAAGUCUCACUCUGUUGCCCAGGCUGGAGUGCAGUGGCUCAACCUUAGCUUACUGCAACCUCCACCUCCUGGGUUCAAGGGGUUCUCUUGCCUCAGCCUCCCAAGUAGCUUGGAUAACAGGUGCACACCAACAUGCCCGACUGAUUUUUCUAUUUUUAGUAGAGACGGGGUUUUGCCAUGUUGGCCAGGCUGGUCUCAAACUCCUGAUCUCAGGUGAUCCGCUUGCCUCGGCCUCCCAAAGUGCUGGGAUUACAGGCCUGAGCCACCACGCCCAGCCUGAGUUUCUUUUUAGAGACAACAGUCUAAGAUACUAUAAUCCUGUCUUUUUUGUACACAGAAUAAAGAGGACAAAUAGGUGAAAGAAUAAAAGAAAGGCUGCAAUCCCACUUCCCCCGCUGUCCCAGGGCAUUGGAUAUUGAUGGAUAGGAGGCAGCAAACCACUCACA